This is a messenger RNA of Sebastes umbrosus (honeycomb rockfish), 4806 nucleotides long. RefSeq names its product rho GTPase-activating protein 22 (gene arhgap22b). The transcript has 12 exons. Gene Ontology annotation, molecular function: GTPase activator activity. Bases 865 to 3144 code for a protein of 759 amino acids. Gene Ontology annotation, cellular component: focal adhesion. Lineage: Eukaryota; Metazoa; Chordata; Actinopteri; Perciformes; Sebastidae. The record is from RefSeq and is a predicted model, not a curated record. Gene Ontology annotation, biological process: activation of GTPase activity; signal transduction.
AAAUUGUACUUCUCAGAGUAGUUUUAAUGCAGCAAAGGACAUUUUUUUUUUUUAAUGCAGUAGAUUUUUAAAGAAAAAAAAAAAUCAUCACUUUUACUUGUUACAUUUGGAUACAUUCAUCACGCUAAUUCUAUUUAUUUAUUCAUUAUUUUUUUUUUAUCAUUUUGCGGAUUCAGGAUCCCAGGUGGUCAGCUGGUCUCAGGUGGACAGCUGGUCCCGGGUGGUCUGCUGGUCAGCUAGUCACAGGUGGUCAGCUGGUCUCAGGUGGUCAGCUGGUCUCAGGUGGUCAGCUGGUCCCUGGUGGUCUGCUGGUCAGCUAGUCCCAGGUGGUCAGCUGGUCCCAGGUGGUCUGCUGGUCAGCUGGUCCCAGGUGGUCAGCUGGUCUCAGGUGGUCUGCUGUUCAGCUGGUCUCAGGUGGUCUGCUGGUCUCAGGUGGUCAGCCAGUCCCAGAUCUGUCAUCCUCUCGCAGCCACGCCCCAACGUGACUCCGUCCAGAGAGCAGCAUGGCUGCAGCUACCUGCAGGAGCAGCGUUCACGUUACAGCUGUCAAUUAGCGCUAAUAGCAGCUAAUAGCGCACCGUGCAGCGGGCUCCGUUUAUCAACGCUGACGGUGCAGUGUGUAGGAUCUGCUGGCAUCUAGUGGUGAGCACAAUGCAACCAACUGAAGCUUCUCCCGUGUGCCAAGCGUGUAGGAGCGUGUAGGCCGACGUGGAAACGUGAAUGGUCCUCUCUAGAGCCAGUGUUUGGUUUGUCCGUUCUGGGCUACUGUAGAAACAUGGCGGCUGGCUCCGUGAAGAGGACCCGCUCCGUACAAACGGCUCAUUCCAAGGGACGCAGUUAUGUACAACAUUACGAAGUCCAAAAAUGUUCCUUGGUUGUACCGUCCCCCGUGAUGAUGGCUGCUGGCUGACCUCUGGCUCUACCUCCUUAACUCCUAAGGCCAGGUCCAAGAGCAUGGUGAUGGGCGAGGUGUCGCGGGGCCCAUGCCGGCCGGCCUCCCCCAGCCUCCAGGAAGGGGCGCUGAAAGCCGGCUGGCUGAAGAAGCAGCGAAGCAUCAUGAAGAACUGGCAGCUCCGCUGGUUCGUGCUGCGCUCGGAUCAGCUCUUCUUCUACAAAGACGAGGAGGAAACCAAACCACAGGGCUGCAUACCUCUGCAAGGAUGCCAGGUCAACGAACUCACAGCUAAUCCGGACGAACCAGGAAGACACCUUUUCGAGAUUGUACCAGGUGGAACAGGAGAGAAGGACCGGGCGCCGAUCAGCCAUGAGUCCUUCCUGCUCAUGGCGAACUCCCAGACAGACAUGGACGACUGGGUCAAGGCCAUACGGCGGGUCAUCUGGGCGCCGUUUGGAGGAGGGAUAUUUGGUCAGCGUCUGGAGGACACGGUUCAGUACGAGAAGAAGUUUGGCCCCCGGCUGGCCCCCCUGCUGGUGGAGCAGUGCGUGGACUUCAUCAGGGAGAGGGGUUUGGACGAGGAGGGUCUCUUCAGGAUGCCGGGGCAGGCCAACCUGGUCAAAGAGCUGCAGGAGGCCUUCGACUGCGGCGACAAGCCUCUCUUUGACAGUAACACAGACGUCCACACGGUGGCAUCCUUGCUGAAGUUGUACCUGCGAGAGCUGCCAGAACCAGUCAUUCCCUUCUCCAAAUAUGAAGACUUUCUGACCUGUGCACAGCUUUUGGCCAAAGAUGAGGAGGAGGGGGUCCAGGAGCUUGGAAGACAAGUUAACACUCUACCUCUACCCAACUACAAUCUCCUCACGUACAUAUGCAAAUUCCUUGAUGAGGUCCAGUCACACUCCAUUGAGAACAAGAUGAGCGUCCAGAACCUCGCCACAGUAUUCGGACCAAAUAUCCUUCGACCCAAGAUGGAGGACCCGCUCACUAUCAUGGAAGGCACCUCUCUGGUCCAGCACCUGAUGACAAUCCUCAUCAGGGAACACGACCGUUUCUACUCGGGGAGGGACCAGGAGGGAUCUGCCGUACCCCAAACAGAGCUCCCUGUCCAGGGGCACCAGCUCCAGCAUCGCAGCCUUGGAGCCUGGAUCUCAGAGGAAGACCUCCAGAGCUGCCCGGUGUCCAACCCCGACCAGGAACUGCACAGCAGCGCCUCGUCUCUGGAUGCCAAACUGUGUGGGGCCGUCACUCCCACCCAGAUCCCGAACCUGAACCCUGGACCAAAACUGGGGUCUCCAUCGGGGAAAGGAGAGACGGUGGUCAGCCCGAGUAAACAAUCCAAGACCAUACCUUCCUGGAAGUACUCUUUCAAAAGCUCCUCUGCACCUCGUUCCCAGCCGCAAGGCAAGCAAAGCAGCAGCGGCAGCUCUGUGGCUGAUAACACUAGUGUAUCUUCUGGUGGAGGAAGUGGAGGUGGAGGUGGAGGUAACUGGCUCAUGAACGGUUUGUCCUCCUUGAGGGGACACCGGCGCACGUCUUCAGGCGAGCGGUCCGCCCGCGAUCGGGACUCCACGGGCUCCUCGCAGAGACUGUCCACCUACGACAAUGUCACCUCUUCCUCCAGCAUGGGGAGCGUUCCGAGUGUCUCCAGCACACCUUGGUCCACUUCCUCCUGCGAGAUCUCUGUCCCCGACUCGGCCAGUGAGCCCUCACCGAACCAGAACUGCGGUGAAAGUGGGGAAAAAGGGGAGUGGAUGGAGAGCCAGAGGGAGACCGACGGAGGAAGAGAUGGAGGGAUGACGACAGACCCCCCGAGCUCUGAGCAGGACAGCUGUGAGGCCAUGGAGCUGUGCAGCAGCAGCGCAGCCUGCAGCGAGAACGGAAACAUGGCCGUGGCGGCCGGCAUGCCGUCUAUUAUCAUGACCGAGGACGGAGACGGAACAAAUGUAACACUGAGCAGUCUGGUGGAAGGACUGAAGGACGAGUUGAGGAAUCAGAAGACGACGUACGAGGCCAGGAUCCAAAAACUGGAGGAGUCCAGCGCCGCUCUGUGUGCGCACAUGGAGCGUCUGGAACAAGAGAUGGAGCAGGAGAGGAAGAAGCAACGCAUGCUGGAGAUCAAACUGCGGAACUCGGAGCGGGCGCGGGAGGACGCGGAGAACCGCAACCGGCUUCUGGAGAAGGAGAUGGAGGAUUUCUUCUCCACGCUGGGAGAUCUGGCCCUGGGUGCGAGGACUAGUGACAUUUAAUGCGACGUCCGUCUGUGGCCAAAACUGUCAGGGUUUGUAUUUCGGGGGGGGGGUUGGUUGUCUCCCAAGGGCUCACGUCCUCGUCAGCGUAUCAGGGCGUUCCUUCAAAAGAAAAAGAAAAUAAAGGGAACUGGCCAUAUUUGUGUACAUUCAGGACAAAGGGAGCUGAAAUAUGGAGUUGACAGGAAAUUCUGAAGGGUGCAAAUAUGAAAUUGGGACUAACUGUGUGUUCUUGUCAGAAUCAUUUCCAUCGAGCAGUUUUGAGUUUCUCACGCAUGCUUGAAAUGGAAGGUUAAGAUAAGAAGACGGCUCUCUUGUGUGAUUACACUCCUUGAUGAGUCCAGGGUUUGUCUUGUGAAGGCAGUAUUUUAACAGUUCAGGUGUGAACAUUAUGUAAUAUCUCUGACAUUCUCUAAACUGGAGAGCACUGACUUCUUCAACCACUACUUUACAAGGACGUUACAUGAAUGGAUUUCAUGCUUAAACUGUAUGACUCUUUAGAGACAUUAAUGUUGAAUGCUGACUGAUAUUUAUCUUUAUGUAAUAGUGCUACAUUUUGGGAAAUAGCUACACUAAUUUGCCUUCUUGCUGAGAGUUUUAUGAGAGGUUUGAUACCACUCAUGUCUGUAGGAUGUACACGAAUCUUGUUAAGUAAACAAGUCGAUAUUGUCGUUGGCGUCUCCCUACAAUACGCACGCUGUCCUAAGAAGUGCACAAUUUUCAACUCUAGGACCUGUGCAGUUCUCAGCUGCCUAACAUGGUCAAACAAGUAACGUCAGCUAGGUUAACACUGCUUAGCUAACAACGUUAGAAACUGUCUAGGGGCUACGAUGAUGAACUCAACGACCUGUGGUGUUCUAUAACGUUAGUUGCUCCAACUAGGGCAACAUAAUGACCACAAAGUAAACAUCAUUAAUCGGUCGGCAUCACAAACAGAACAUGUACUAAGUGUCUGCUAACUGUGUUAGCCUAGCGCUGCUAAAAAGAAAAAAAAAAAAGUUUUUACACUUUUUUUUUGUAAGAAUUAAACAAACAACAUAUAACAUGUUAAUUAGUUAGCUUUAGAGGUGUGGGUUAGCAGAUUUUUUUAAAACUUUGGCCAGCGCUAGGCUAGGUCUUUCCCCCUGUUUUAUGUCUCUGUUAGCUAAACGGCUGCAGCUUCAUAUAUAGACGAAUCUGGCGACCGCUUUGGUGGCAAGUUGUAGUGACUCCAUUGUCUGCUAACAUUAACUGGUGACACUCAGCCAAAUGCAUCGUGGUCCUCGUAAAAAGCCUUCAAUUUGAUUUUUAUCAAUUUGAAAUACAUACUCAUCUGUGUUUAUUAUCUACGGCAACUAUUUACGUAUGCAACCACGGACGUUUUCGGCCAAAAGUCACCAGUUAGUACUGUUAGCAGACGGUACAGUCACUACAAUUUGCCAUGGCAGUAAUGGCGACGGCGCUAGUCGCCGGAACACACAAAGCGUUCCCCAAAGUUUUCAAUCAAAUUUGCAAAACAAUACCUCUAAAGCUAACUAAUUAUUAGUUAACUAAUAACUAGUUAUAUCUUGUUUGUUUAAUUGCUACAAAAAACAAAGUGUAAAAACUAUUUUUUUUUUCCUGUUUAGAAACGCUAGGCUAACUCUAACCACUGUUAUGAACCUUUAUGUUAAGCUAGGCUAA